This is a messenger RNA of Periconia digitata, 625 nucleotides long. The record is from the annotation of a GenBank genome assembly. Lineage: Eukaryota; Fungi; Ascomycota; Dothideomycetes; Pleosporales; Periconiaceae.
UAAGUACAUACUCAUACUUGGCGCAGUUGAUGAUAAUUAUUUUUUCAAUGUUUUUAUUGUAUUUUCUAGAGUCCAUUCACUAAGAUCAUACAUCCAUAGUCUCUCAGCUACUGUCCUUCACCCGUCACCAGCUCGAACCAUAAGUAGAACGCAGCACCACAAGUCCCGAGAACUCACUGACUCAUCAACCGACCAAUGUUUUGUCUGUCAACAAAAAGAAACACCCACACCCAUCUUUUCCUCCUUCGAGAGCUCAUGGACGCACAAUUCGAAAUAAAAGGUGGAAGUACACACAAGAUCUCAUGUCGACUUGCAGCAGGUAGCGGGCUCAUCCGUGGCCACACUUUCCACUUCGCAAGUCAUCGGCGACGUUUAUCGAUCCUAUAUGACCGUAGGGUCUAGAAAGAGCUCAUUCGUGGCUACAGUUCUCGUCGUCUCGAGGUCUUGUGUAUUGCGGAAGGAAGUUGGGGGGUUACGCGUUAGGGAUCUCUCUUAGGGGGUAUUGGGGGUACGAUGGGCAUUGUUGUUUUGUAUCCUGAGUGGGUAGACGUUGGCGUUGACUCGGCUCAGUCGGCGUUCGUGCUGGGUUGGCGUUCCGACUUGGGUGGGUUCGACUUUGGUGCAG